Molecule: messenger RNA, 1458 nt
Organism: Chlorella variabilis
Lineage: Eukaryota; Viridiplantae; Chlorophyta; Trebouxiophyceae; Chlorellales; Chlorellaceae
Exons: 7
Coding region: 1-1458 (485 amino acids)
Biological process (GO): nucleotide-excision repair; mismatch repair
Cellular component (GO): nucleus; XPC complex; nucleotide-excision repair factor 2 complex
Molecular function (GO): single-stranded DNA binding; damaged DNA binding
Source: RefSeq, a predicted model, not a curated record
AUGCAAGAACCCGCCCGGUAUGCGACCGACUGGCUGGCUGCCGAGAAGCUGCGGGACGAGGAGUGGUGGCAGCAGACGCUGGCGCCGCUGCGCAGGCUGGAGGCCGCUGCCAGCCUGGCGGCGGGUGCUGCCACCGGCGGGGAUGGCAGCCCAGACAGCGGCAAGGGGCUGGGGCCCCGGGCUGCCGCCGCGGCCAGGCGACGGCAGGCGGCGGCAGAGGCGGCGGGGCAGAGCGCGGCGCGGCUGGCGGCGGAGCGCGAGGAUGCGGAGCUGGAGGAGCGAGCGGCGCAGGCCCGCCUCAGCCUGCCCAGCACCAUGGAGGGCUUCCGCGCCCACUCGGCGUUUGUGCUGGAGCGCCACAUCCCGCGCUUCUGCGCCGUGAAGCCGGGGGCCGGGAAGCAGGGCAUGCACAGGGGCGAGCCCUACUUCCGCCGCUGCGACCUGGCUGACCUGCACACGGCCGCCAAGUGGCGCACCGACUACGGGCGGGAGGUGGUGCCGGGGGAGUUGGAGCGGCCCUACAAGCGGGUCAAGGGCAGGAAGAGGGCGGGGGCGGGGUCGCCGCUGACGCUGGACGGGGGGCCGGAGGGGGAGGAGGAGGAGGAGGAGGAGGAGGAGCUCGACGGCGGCGGCGCCAGCGUCCGGUCCAGCGACCCCUCCGCCCCCACCACGCUCCUGUACGGCAUCUGGCAGACGCGGGAGUGGGUGCCCGUGGCGGCGGCGGACGGCAGCAUCCCCACCAAUGAGCACGGCAACGUCGAGGUGCCGCCCCUGGCCAAAGUGAUGCCGGCGGGCCUGGUGCACCUCAACAUGCCCUACGUCGUCAACACCUGCAAGGCACUGGGCGUGGAGUAUGCGCGGGCGCUGGUCGGCUUUGCGCGCAACCGCUUCCCGCAGGUCGAGGGCGUGGUGGUGUGGGAGGAGGACCAGCAGCGAGUGGUGGAUGCCUACCUGCAGGCGGAGAGGGAGCGGGAGGAGAGGAAGCGGUUGCAGGCGGAGGCGGAGGCAGACGCCGCAUGGCGCAUGCUGCUGCGCGCCGUGCUGGCCCGUGUGCGCCUGCAGCAGAGCUACGGCCCGCAGCAGCAGCAGCAGCAGGCGGGGGAGGGGGCCAUGGCCGAUGCGGCGGCUACACUGGUGCAUCAAAGCGGGGCCGUGCCGCCAGCCAGGGCUGGAGCAGGCAAGAAGCGGGGUGGCGGGAGGAAGAGUGCGGCGACAGCAGCGGCGGCGGCUCCCACGGCAGCUGCCGCCGAUGUGGUUGACCUGGCCGGCAGCGACUCUGAUGAUGCCGCACCCACAGCCGGCACUGCGCCGCCCGCUGUGCUCGGCCUGGGCCUGCACCAGCUGCGCGGCAGGCUGGAGGCGCAGCUGUCGCCGGCGGGGCAGCGCCAGCAGCAGCAGCAGCAGCAGCAGCAGCAGCAGCAGCAGCACAUGGCCGAUGUACACCAGGAGGAGAUUUAG